AUGACACACGACAGCGUCUGGUUUUCUCGCCCCCGUAAGUACGGUAAGGGCAGCCGCCAGUGCCGCCUUUGCGCGCACCAGGCUGGUUUGAUUCGCAAGUACGGUCUUGACCUUUGCCGUCAGUGCUUCCGCGAAAAGUCGGCCGCUAUCGGGUUCCAGAAGACACGAUGAGCCCUGCAUCAUCAUCUCUUUCCACCCCUCUCGCU
Messenger RNA from Laetiporus sulphureus 93-53, 206 nucleotides. Its product is annotated as 40S ribosomal protein S29A. Lineage: Eukaryota; Fungi; Basidiomycota; Agaricomycetes; Polyporales; Laetiporaceae. The coding region runs from base 1 to 171 and encodes 56 amino acids. Gene Ontology annotation, cellular component: ribosome; cytosolic small ribosomal subunit. Gene Ontology annotation, molecular function: zinc ion binding; structural constituent of ribosome. The record is from RefSeq and is a predicted model, not a curated record. Gene Ontology annotation, biological process: translation. The transcript is spliced from 3 exons.